AUGGAGAAAAUCAAGGCUGAAAGGGGUAAUGUGAAAAUUAAAGUCAAGUCGGAAACCCAUAUUCCUGGCGCGGUAAAGAAUUGUGUGGAAUGGUUUGAUUUGAAGGUCCAUUCCGAUCAUGAUUCAGGCGAAGAUCAACGUCGUGUCUGUGCCUUGAAGGAGUUCAUAGAUGAAGAUGAUAUCAAGGCCGCUUUUGAUGAGCGUUUUGAUGGGCAUCGUAAGUGUGACUUGUCCACACUACUUUGGUACUCCAGGAAAAUAUUUAUGGAGCAAGGAGUUUCUCAGCGUCAACAGACAAUCGUCUACAUCACUAACGAUACAAAUCCUUUCGAAGAAAAUUGGGCAACACAGAUUGAAGGCUACUUCAAUGAAGAAAGGAGUGGCAUCUUUCCGCCAUCCAGAAAAGGGAAACGGACCGCAGGAGAGUUUUCAGUAGUACUGUUACGAAAAGAGGAGGACGAUGAUGACGAAACAUAUGAGAAGGACACGAGAGUUUGGCGACAGCUGGAUCCCAACAUCGGUGCGAGCAAAUCGAUUGAGGAUUUAGAAACACAGUAUGCGUUGGCUAGUGAAGCUCGUCCUCCCACAAAAGAGUACCUAGACUACGAGACAGAGAACCCGGUUGAGAAGCGUCAAGUAUGGGUUCCUCAUGACAAUGCUUCUCAAUCGAUUAGUCAAAGAUCAGGUGGGGACAACGAAUUUGAAGACGAAUUCAUGACUGAUGUAUUGGAGGAUACGAAAUGGCUUGAAAAGGAAGUUGGAGAUCGCACACGAGCUAAAUUUGAGCUCAAAAAAGCGAUAAAGAUCGGUGGCGAAUGUAUAGUGAGUGAGCAAUCUGAGAUCGAGGAACUGGGUAGAUUCGAUGCCAAAGGGUGUUAG
Messenger RNA from Ostertagia ostertagi, 879 nucleotides. The record is from the annotation of a GenBank genome assembly. NCBI's taxonomy places the organism in Eukaryota, Metazoa, Nematoda, Chromadorea, Rhabditida, Trichostrongylidae.